GCGUCGCCGCGGGACUGGUUCUCCCGUGCUCCUCCGCGCGGCGUCGCGGGGUGCGGGCCGGGGAGCCGGUCCUGGCUGCGGGUGGCGGUGGGUGCAGGGUGCUUGCAGGAAAGUGGGACCCAGCAGUCUGUUGGGGGUGUCGCUGUCGCCGAGGAACUCAGGCUGGUUCCUGUCCCUUCCAGAGUGCGGGAGGCCCGAGUUGGGAUAGAAGUUUAAGGUUCCGCGAGGCGAAAGAUUGGGAACUGACCCCCGCCCCAGGCUGCAGCUGGAGCGGCCGGCCCCCCGCGGGUUAAAACCCCCAGGGAGCCCUCCGGCUCCCACUUGGUCCUCACCCUUCCCACCCGGGGGCCCAGGGCUCGGGGUCGCAGCGGUCCCACAUUGGGGGGCCGGAUGUGCGCGCCAGCUGCUUCCCGGGAAUAGGGGGCGGCUGCUGAGCCCCGAAGCCGGCGAGGGGUGUGCGCCCCGGCGCCUCCUCUCCGGGGGCAGGGGGGCCUCGCCAUGGCCAGCCGGGCCUUCGGGGUGCGCAGGUGGGCGCCCGCGGGCGCGCUGGCCUCGCUGGCGUACUGGGCCCAGCAGCGGCGCGGGGCCCGGGCCGAGCCGCGGGGGGCGGCCGGCGGGCUCCCCGCGGACCGGAGCCGGCUGGAGCUGAAGAUGGUGCAGGUGGUGUUCCGGCACGGGGCGCGGAGCCCGCUCAAGCCGCUGCCGCUGGAGGAGCAGGUAGAGUGGCAUCCCCAGCUCCUGGAAGUCCCGCCCCAAACCCAGUUUGAUUACACCGUCACCGACCUUGCUGGCGGCCCAAGGCCGCCUUCUCCGUUCGACUCGCAGUACCGAGGGACCGUCCUGAAGGGGGGCGUGCUGGCUGGCCAGCUGACCAGCGUGGGCAUGCGGCAGAUGUUCGCCCUGGGAGAGAGGCUGAGGAAGAGCUACGUGGAGGACACCCCCUUCCUCUCGCCAACCUUCAACCCACGUGAGAUCUUUGUCCGUUCCACUAACAUGCAUCGGAAUCUGGAGUCGACGCGGUGCUUGCUGGCUGGGCUUUUCCAGUGUCAGAAAGAAGGACCCAUCGUCAUCCACACGGACGAGGCGAGCUCUGAAGUCCUGUACCCCAACUACCAGAGCUGCUGGAGCCUGCGGGAGAUAACCAGAGGCCGGAGGCAGGCUGCCUCUCUGCAGCCGGGGAUCUCGGAGGACUUGGAAAAGGUGAAGGAGGGCGUGGGCAUCGCCAGCAGUGAGGGCGUGGACUUCUUCAUGCUCCUGGACAACGUGGCUGCUGAGCAGGUGCACGGCCUCGCGAGCUGCCCGGCGCUGAGGAGCAGUGCCCGGAUCAUCGAGCAGAGAGCGGUGGACACGGUCUUGUACAUGCAGGGCGGAGACAGGGAGAGUCUCCAGAUGGCGGUCGGACCGUUUCUCCACCUCCUGGAGCGCAACCUGCUGACGGCCGCGGGCCCUGCCACGCCGCCGGGCAGCCACAGGAAGCUGUACCUGUAUGCAGCUCACGACGUGACCCUCCUGCCCCUGCUGCUGGCCCUGGGGAUUUUCGACCACAAAUGGCCGCCGUUCGCUGCUGACCUGACCUUGGAGCUGUACCAGCACCGGCAGUCCCGGGAGUGGUUCGUGCAGCUCUAUUACCUCGGGGAGGCGCAGGUGCCGCGGGGCUGCCCGGACCCGCUGUGUCCGCUGGACCAGUUCCUGAACGCCUUGUCCGUGUACACCCUAAGCCCAGAGCAGUACCGCGCGCUCUGCUCUCCAGCCCGGGCGACGGAACUCGGAAAGGGAGAGUGACUCUUCCCCAAGCAGACGUGCCGACUUUACAAUAAAACGCCCUGCAC
Messenger RNA from Pipistrellus kuhlii (Kuhl's pipistrelle), 1829 nucleotides. It is a transcript of the gene ACP6, whose product is annotated as acid phosphatase 6, lysophosphatidic. The record is from RefSeq and is a predicted model, not a curated record. Gene Ontology annotation, molecular function: phosphatase activity. Lineage: Eukaryota; Metazoa; Chordata; Mammalia; Chiroptera; Vespertilionidae. Gene Ontology annotation, biological process: dephosphorylation. Bases 499 to 1782 code for a protein of 427 amino acids. The transcript has 10 exons.